Messenger RNA from Perca fluviatilis (European perch), 1266 nucleotides. Its product is annotated as lathosterol oxidase-like. Gene Ontology annotation, molecular function: iron ion binding; oxidoreductase activity. The transcript has 5 exons. The coding region runs from base 280 to 1119 and encodes 279 amino acids. NCBI's taxonomy places the organism in Eukaryota, Metazoa, Chordata, Actinopteri, Perciformes, Percidae. The record is from RefSeq and is a predicted model, not a curated record.
CAGUGCAUGGCUGGUGAUUCUGGAGUCAAACAUUUGGGUUAAACAAAAUGAAGUCAUCCUGUAUUUAAAGCAUAGGCCAACAUAUGAGGUGAAGUGUCCGCCAUAAACAGGUUGCAAUAAAAUCAGAAAUAAGCCAUUUGUGGUGGAAGAAGUAUUCAGAUAUUUGACUAAAGUAAAAGUAGCAAUACCUACAUUGUAAAAAUACUCUGUUACAGGUAAAAGUCCUGCAUUCAAAAUCAAAAUCAAACAGUACAUUUCACUCUCUUCACAGACUGUGCCAUGGAUCAUGUGCUGAACAUUGCUGACAAUUACAUCUGCACUCCGUAUGUUUACCCGGCCUCGUGGCCCGAGGACUGGGCUCCGCGUCAGAUAAUCAGCCUGUGGGUGCUGACCAACCUGGGAGCAUUGCUGAUUUACCUGGGCUUCGGUGCUCUUAGCUUCUACUACGUGUUUGACCAUAAGCUCAUGAAACAUCCACAGUUUAUCGAGAACCAGGUAAGAAAAGAGAUUCAACUAGGAAUAGCCUCCAUCUUCUGGAUGAGCUUCCCCACUGUCGCCCUUUUCUUCGUGGAGAUCAAGGGACACAGCCAACUUUAUGACAACAUCAGCGAAUCUUCUCUGGGCUGGCCUGGCGUGUACCUGAGCAUUGCUGGUUUCUUGUUCUUUACGGACAUGUGUAUCUACUGGAUACACCGUUCCAUGCACCAUAGGAGCAUUUACAAGCACUUCCAUAAGCAGCACCAUAUAUUUAAGAUCCCUUCGCCUUUUGCCAGCCAUGCCUUCCACCCACUCGACGGCUUCCUGCAGAGCUUACCCUAUCACGUCUACCCAUUCAUCUUCCCCCUCCACAAGGUGGUCUACCUCUCACUAUUUGUCUUUGUCAACAUCUGGACCAUUUCCAUACACGAUGGGGACUACCGCAUCCCGGGCCCCCUGAUAUGUCUGAUCAAUGGUGCUGCUCACCACGUAGACCAUCAUCUCUUCUUCAACUACAACUAUGGACAAUACUUUACACUCUGGGACCGUCUAGGGGGCUCCUACCGACACCCCUCAGCCCUGCUGGGUAGGGGGCCACAUGACCACAUUCGCAAGCUCAUGGCAGAGGCUGCACGCACAUAGUGACGAUGGAGCUACAGCCAGGACUUUCUUUUCUGGUUUAAACCUCUCCGGGAGGUUCCUACACAGGUGCUCAGCCUGGGUCACGACGUAAGAGACAAUCGCAUCAGAUGUAAAACCAGCCAUCAAAAGCAGAAAUGAGAAGAAAAA